CACAGGGAAAGUGCUGUACCUCUGAGAAAGAGGGGAAGGAGAAGGAGACCAUGGCGUGGACCAAGUACCAGCUCAGCCUGGCUGCGAUGAUGCUCAUUACAGGAUCCAUCAACACACUGUCAGCCAAAUGGGCUGAUAAAUUCAGUGCCAAAGGUUGCCAUGAAUCAAAGGAACAUAAGUUCAAUCAUCCCUUCCUUCAGGCUGUGGGCAUGUUCCUCGGGGAAUUCUCCUGUUUGGUGGUGUUCUACAUCGUUUUAUGCUAUGAUCGACGAAGACCAGAACCAAAAAUGGCACCUUCCAGACAGUUUAACUCUUUCAUUUUCCUACCGCCAGCUCUGUGUGACAUGACUGGCACAUGCAUCAUGUAUAUUGCUUUAAACAUGACAAGUGCGUCCAGUUUCCAGAUGCUGCGUGGGGCUGUGGUGAUCUUCACUGGCAUGCUGUCUGUUGCCUUCCUGGGGCGUCGUUUGGAGGUCAGCCAGUGGAUAGGGAUCAUCUUCACAAUCCUUGGACUGGUGGUGGUGGGGCUCGCAGACUUCCUCAGUGGCAGCCAGGACUCUGGGCACAACACAACUGAGGUGAUAACAGGUGAUCUCCUCAUUAUCAUCGCCCAGAUUAUUGUUGCUAUCCAAAUGGUUUUGGAAGAGAAAUUCGUUUCCAAACAUGAUGUACACCCGCUUCGAGCUGUGGGCACAGAGGGAAUUUUUGGAUUUGUUAUCCUCACCCUGCUGUUAUUUCCAAUGUACUACAUCCCUGCGGGUCAAUUUAGUGGCAACCCCAGAAUGGUCCUUGAAGAUGCUUUGGAUGCCUUCUGUCAAAUAGGGAAAAAGCCAUUAAUAACUGUGGCUCUCUUGGGAAACAUCUUGAGCAUCGCAUUCUUCAACUUUGCUGGUAUUAGCGUCACAAAGGAAAUUAGCGCGACCACACGGAUGGUUUUGGACAGUCUACGGACCUUAGUCAUCUGGGUAGUAAGCAUAGCAGUAGGUUGGGAAACAUUCCACCCUCUACAGAUACUAGGCUUUACCGUCCUAUUGGUGGGUACGGGACUCUACAAUGGGCUCCAUAAACCACUACUGUUAAAGAUUCCCUGGUGCCGGGAGCGUGUUGGGGAAUCCUCUGAGAGUGAACGGUUGUUGGCGGGAAACCAAGCCUCCAUCAACGAUGGUCAGUGAAACAUCAGUGGAUUAAAGCUUUCUGCUUAUAAUGGCUCUUUUCAACUGAUAGAUGCCUUUACUUUAAAAACUGUUCAAAUAUUGUUUAAGGAUGAAUAGGAAGAUGGAAUUUAUAUAAUACACAACUGAAAUCUCAAUUUUCUUUUCACAGCUGAGAUUUAAAGAAUAACUUUUUUUAGUUUUAUGUAUUUCUUAAGGAAGCACCACCAUCUCAGUAUGAUAUUGUGGAUGAAUGACUAGCGAUGAGCAAGAGGUCUGCAUAAAUUAAUAACUGCUCAAGUAAUGUUUUGAAUCUCAAGAAUUUAUGUUGCACAGAAGAUUGAACAAUGAGGAUUGACUACAGAAGUUUAUUUGUGAGGCUUGGUUUAUAUUUUGUUUAUAGCUUUUUAAACUCCUAAGAUUAGAUUUCUGCCAUCAAACAGACCAGGGUAUUUUUUUAAAUAAAUACUGUAAAUUUUAUGGGAAAGUUCAAUUAAUUUCUGCCAUUGAGUUCCAAGUCAAUGCAUAGAGAGAUUCAUGCAGAAGGAUUAACAGUGUUGACAUAAUUGCAGGUUUAACUAAAGGAAAAUAAUUAGUUUCUGGCAAAUUAUAUGCCAAUGUAUAUUCAAAGUAAAUUGUUUUGCGGUUUGAAAGCAGGAUUAUCAAGAAAUUAAUAGUAUAUUGUAUCGCUCCCUUUCUAUGAAUACUGCAGCCUUGUUUGUCCAGUGAUAUUUGUCAAGCUUGCUACUUCUACAGUGGUUCAAACCUAUUCAUCUCUUACGCAUGAGAUAGCCUCAGGAUAAUGUACUCAAUUGUUACACAGUGAUGUACCUUAUGGGAACAUUUUUGUAGCUACCAUUAAUUAUAAAUUCUACCCCCAUUUCCACUAUCACUAUAAAACAGAGAUGGGUAUUAAAUAUUUCUGGAUUUUUUUCAAUAUCGCUACCACCCAAUCUUGUUAAAAUAAGCACCACAGUGUUUUUCCCUUUCCAAGAACGCACACUGUAGUCCUUUUUGUGUACUAUUUUGUGCCUGGGCCAUUGAUAGUUAAUGGUUCAACCCACACAACAGAGGAUAAAUGUUGCCUCAAUCACUUGGGUGCACUGGAGGUGAAACCUGUGUGUUUAUAAAUGUUUGUACUGCUAAGCACCAUAGAAAUGAUUGGGGAAGCAUCAUCUUUUCUGCCAUGCUCUUAAGUGGAGUACCUCGGUUUACACAUUGCACAUUAGUCAGUAUUGAAAUACGCUGGGUCCUCCAGAAUACCAAACACGAUUGGCUAAGUCUCUGACUCAGUUUAAGUACUUUCCAUUAUGUUCUGCUGACUCACUGCAUGAAGAGGGCCAUCAUUUUCAUCUUGUUAUAGCAGAGAGCAGUAAGCACAUGAAAUGCUCUGAAAGUUCUUAAGGGGCCAUCAGACUUUUCAGCAUCUCUCCAGAAGUGCACCUGCAACUGAACUCUUCAGUUCACUUGUCCCUGAAGCCUUGCUUGUCAUUGUAUAAAAAGGGAAUAAGUUGCAAAUCAUUUGUACCUUUUUUAAUCAUUGGUACUGUGAAUAAAGUUUGAACUGUUUUCAGUGUAUAAUUUUAUCUGAAGCAUUUUUGCUUUUAACAGGAAUAAGUGAACCUUUCUUGGAAAAGGUAUCACCUGCCAAAAGUGGCAAAUCUUUAUGUGGCUGUCUUUCAACUGAGAGCCACCUUGUUUUGCCCAAAUUGAGCCCAAUUCUAAUGCUCCUGGUGCCAAUAUAAGUGAGCUCAACUAACUCAACAUAGCCCAGGGAUUUAACCUGCAACAUUCUGAUUGUGUAAUGUUCGGGUAUUCUGGAUAAACACAUUGAGCUCUUGAGUUUGCUGCAAUGAGCACACUGUUUCCGCGUGCCCUACUGACAUAACUCUUAUCUAUUAAAGAGAUGUAUCCAUGUACUUUUUAAACAUGUUGGUUAAUAUUUUAUGUUGUCCAGACUCUUAUAACAUUGGCUGUUAUUGUGGAAUCUUGUUUAUUCAAAAUAAUAAAUAAUACAAAUCAACAUAAAUUGAAAAAAAAUCUGAUUGAAAAUCAAGUGUGCUUUUAAUUACAGUCUCCCAUUGCACUAUUUAUUGAUGGUAUGUAUGUGCUUUGUAUUACUCAGACAUACAAAGCAAACACUUGUAACUGAUUUGAAUCAUUAAAUUAUUUUCAUUUGUGCUGUC
This is a messenger RNA of Callorhinchus milii (elephant shark), 3337 nucleotides long. RefSeq names its product solute carrier family 35 member F6 (gene slc35f6). Gene Ontology annotation, molecular function: transmembrane transporter activity. Gene Ontology annotation, cellular component: intracellular membrane-bounded organelle; membrane. The transcript has 6 exons. NCBI's taxonomy places the organism in Eukaryota, Metazoa, Chordata, Chondrichthyes, Chimaeriformes, Callorhinchidae. The record is from RefSeq and is a predicted model, not a curated record. Bases 51 to 1172 code for a protein of 373 amino acids. Gene Ontology annotation, biological process: transmembrane transport.